This is a messenger RNA of Rhagoletis pomonella (apple maggot), 3875 nucleotides long. RefSeq names its product presequence protease, mitochondrial-like. Lineage: Eukaryota; Metazoa; Arthropoda; Insecta; Diptera; Tephritidae. Gene Ontology annotation, biological process: protein processing. Gene Ontology annotation, molecular function: metal ion binding. The record is from RefSeq and is a predicted model, not a curated record. Gene Ontology annotation, cellular component: mitochondrial matrix. The coding region runs from base 201 to 3338 and encodes 1045 amino acids. The transcript has 3 exons.
UCAAAAAAUUUUCGUUGUUGUUUCGUUUCUAGCAUUUCUUAUCAUAUGGAAUUCUUGGGCUCAAUCUUAUUGGAUUUUGAAGUUUACGCCAACUUUUUUUAAAGAAUAAUUAUCAUCCCAGUUCCUGGCGAGCUCAAAUAUUGGCAUCGUAUUGCCACAGUUAUUUACAAUAUUACGCACAUUGUGAAACAUAUAAAACAAUGUUAUCUCGCGUCUCGUCAACGCGUUCUGUGGCGCAAAUGGUAAAACAAGUAGCUGGAAGAUGCACAGUUCUCAACGUUGGCGUAGGAAUAAAUGCACGAAAUAUUGGGAGCAGUCUAUGGAGCAAUAAAAACAAACAUGCCCAACCGACUUCGUUUCUACGGCGCUCUAAAAUAAUGGCCGUACCCCACAUUAUCCAGCAACAAGAGCACAAAUUUAACGAGGGAAAACAGUAUCAUGGUUUUGAAUGCAUACGUGUGGAAUCUGUACCGGAAUUCGGCAUAAUGUCAUACACCUUUCGACACGUUGGAAGCGGCACCGAGCUGUGGUAUUUAGAUCGAAAGGAUUCAAAUAAUGUAUUUUCUAUCAACUUUCGCACAACGCCUUUUGAUUCCACUGGAUUACCACAUAUUCUUGAGCAUAGUGUCUUAUGUGGUUCGCAAAAAUAUCCAGUCCGCGAUCCGUUUUUCAAAAUGCUUAACCGAUCUGUGGCCACAUUUAUGAAUGCCAUGACCGGCCCGGACUAUACAAUGUACCCAUUUUCUACUAUGAAUGAGACAGACUUUAGGAAUUUACAAAAAAUUUAUUUGGACGCAGUUUUCAGACCAAAUUUGGAAUACUUGGAUUUUCUGCAAGAGGGUUGGCGUUUGGAGCACUCAAACAUUAAUGAUAAGUCUUCAGAGUACGUUUUAAAGGGAGUCGUUUAUAAUGAAAUGAAAGGCGCUUUCUCUGAAAAUGGCUCAGUGUUCUCCCAAAACCUGCUUAACAAUUUGCUACCGGAUCACACUUACGGAUUUGUAUCCGGCGGCAAUCCACUCGAAAUUCCAAAGCUAACACACAAGAAUUUGGUAGAUUUUCACUCCAAAUACUAUCAUCCAAGUAAUGCUCGUAUAUAUACUUAUGGCAAUUUCGACUUACGAAGGACACUCGAUUAUGUUAAUAAUGAAUAUAUGAGCAAGUAUAAUGCUAUUGAUAAUUCUUAUAGCCGAAUACCAAACCAGCCACGCUGGGAUAAACCACGAAAUGUUCAUAUCUCUAGCCGUUUUGAUAACAUGGGAGCACCCUUCGAGAAACAAAAUCAAAUUGGUAUUGCUCUUCUAAUGUCAGAUGUAACAGAUACACAAGAAACAUUCGUGCUGCAUGUUCUAUCGGAAUUGCUGGUGCGUGGACCAAAUUCAUCAUUUUACAGGAGCCUUAUCGAGCCUAACUUCUCUGGUGGAUAUAAUCAGGCAACGGGCUAUGACCCACAAAUAAAAGACACUUUUUUUUGUGUGGGAUUGCAAGAUUUGCGCGUAGAGGACUUCGCACGUGUACAAGAACUUUAUGACAAAACCAUUAAGCAAGUUAUGUCGGAAGGAUUUGAGCUUAGUCACGUAGAAAGUGUACUACACAACAUCGAGUUAUUACUUAAACACCAGAGCCCACAAUUUGGUAUGGGUUUGCUAUUUAACUCUACUCCAUUGUGGAAUCACGAUGGCGAUGUGGUGUCCAGUUUGCGGGUGUCUAAUAUGAUUGCUAAUUUUCGUCACAACCUUGCAAAGGAUCCAAAGUAUUUGCAACAUAAGGUUGAACAGUAUUUUGCAACGAAUUCACAUCGUCUCACUUUAACUAUGUCUCCCGACGACCAUUAUGAAGACAACUUCAAAACAGCAGAACUAGAUUUAUUAAAGCAGAAAAUAAUGGCUCUUGAUGAUAAAAAACGUGUAGAAGUCUAUGAAAAUGGUAUAAAAUUGGACCAAGCUCAAAAAGGCCAUCCAAAUUUGGAAAUCCUCCCUUGCCUAGAUUUGUCUGAUGUGCAGAAAAUGCCGAAAAUGCCCUCAAUCGAAGUUCUGCGCAUUUGCAGCGUGCCAACGCAAGUGUGCCAUGUUCAUACAAACGACAUUUCGUACUUAAAAUUACAUUUUAAUGGUGCCAACUUAAAUCACGAUGAAGUUAUGUUGUUGCCCCUUUUCUGUGAUGUCAUUAACGAUAUGGGUACCAACAAUUACAAUUUCAGAGAAUUCGACAAGUUGGUCUUAUCCAAGACAGCUGGGAUUGAUUUUAAAUUACAUUUCGCUGAGAAUAUAUACGAUAGUAAAUCAUACCUAUUAGGUGUUUAUAUGACUACACAUGCGCUGGAUAAAAACGCAGCCGAGAUGUUCGAACUGAGUACUGAAUUACUAACUAAGUUUAAGUUAGAGGACACCGAUCGGUUGAGCAUGUUAAUUGAUAAUUACAUUUCCAAUAUUUCUGUGGGUAUUGCGAGUUCGGGACACUUGUAUGCCAUGCAGAGCUGCGCGGGCUUGAUAACAAAUGCGGCUAAAUUAAAAUCUCAUCUUGCCGGCGUAGAGCAUAUUGAAUUCAUGAAAACUUAUGUGAAACAAAACAAGACUGAAGAGAUCAGAGCAAAGUUGAAGACGCUGGGUCAGAAAUUAUUUGUGAAGAACGUUAUGCGCUGCGCCCUAAACACAUCGGAAGAGUUCUAUCCGUCGCUUACAAAAUACUACGAGCAAUUCCUUGAAAAUAUGCCAAACGAUCCACAAUCGAAGAAGAACGCUGAACAUAGCAUCAGUUUACUUGAACCAAGUCAACAGCAUUUUGUAAUGAAUAUUCCAGUUAACUAUUGCGCCAAGGCAUUCUUUGCCGUACCAUAUACACAUCGUGAUCACCCAACACUUCGUGUACUUGCCAAAUUGAUUUCCGCCAAAUAUCUUUUACCAGUAGUACGCGAACAGAAUGGUGCUUAUGGCGCGGGAGCUAGGAUUGGUUCAGACGGCAUAUUUAGUUUUUUCAGUUACCGUGACCCAAAUUCAACUAAAACACUUGAGGCAUUCAAUAAUACAUACAAUUGGCUCCAAGAACACAACACGGAAUUAACUGAACAAGCUUUGUUUGAAGCUAAGUUGGGUGUUUUGCAGCAGUUGGAUGCACCUAUAGCCCCUGGAAAUGUUGGUAUUGACUUCUUCUUGUACGGUGUUUCACAAGAAAUGUUCGCUAAUUACCGUGCACGAAUGCUUUCCACAUCGGUGGACGAACUAAAGCAAGUUGUUGAACGAUACUUUAAAAAUGAACCUGCGCAUUUUGGUAGUUGUCUGCUUGGUCCCGAAAACAAGGACUUGGAAGCGACAACAAACUUGAAAUGGAAAGUCAUUUCCUAAAUAGCAUACAUUUCAGACCAAAAAAAUGGCAUAUAAAACGCAUGAAUGGCAAAAUAGGUGCAUUUAUGUACGAGUACAUUCGUAUGUGGGUAUAAGUAUGUAUGUGCAUACAUAAAUUGCGAACUAUAUUUGUAGGAGUACUUGUCUAUCAUUUAAAUAAUUUUUGUUUCUGUAACCUCCGUCACUCUGAUGUAUCUACGUGUCUUAAUGAUUUAACUAACUAAUUUUUUAAUUAGAUGCAUUGAAUUAAGAUUUUUUUAUCGGUUAUAUUUAUUGAUAAAUAACUUUUGCCCUUUCAUACACGAUAUGCUCAAUCAAAAAGACCUUAGCGUUCCUACGGUAAUUUUUUAAUAUUAUUAGAACACUAUUUGAGAUUACAUAGAAAAAAGAGGUUCUGAAAAAAAUAAUUGAAAUCCCACAAAAUGUUGAUAUUUAAGAUAUUUUAUGGCUUGUUAACGAAUAGAAAUUGAUCUUAUUAAAUUAUUUACUUGAACUUAAAUAGCAACUAAAAUACAAUGAACUUUGGAAACUAUUAAA